UCAUCCUGCCACUAUCCCGGCUGGUGUGGCGACAAUGCGAUCGGCUCCUUUCCCUCCUUGGGGCGAAAGCAGAGAUCCCUAGGAUGGUGGUGAGUUUGGGGGGGUCGCUCUUCCUCCGGGGUGGAACUGCAGCUCUGAGGACUGGCUCGCCCAGUGACUGCUACGCCUUGCAGGAGAGGGGUGUACCGCUCCGGAGAGGGCACUGACAGGCAGGGGUAGGAGGCCCCCCACGAAGGGGGCGUGGGGUGGCCGAGUCCCCUCCCCAGCCUCUCUCUUCCUUCCCGGGCCAGCCCAGCCUCUGGGGCCGCAGAGGGAGGGCUCCCGGCGGGCGUCGUGAAGCAACUCCCCAGGGCUUCCAGCUUCUUCAGCCGCCUCGGUCCCCACGGUGCCCCAGAGGGUGGAGUGACAGCAUCAGUCUGGCUGACCACCGGGGAGACCCUGGCUCCGGCCGGGCUGGGGGACCCCGGCCUUCCCUCAUCAGACCCUCGGGGCGCCGCAGCCCACACCCCUGGCAGAUGAAACCAUGACGCACAAGCUGGAAGGAGGCCAGGGUCUAAGAGACUCAUGGACACUGCACAGACCGGGAAACUGAGGCCCGAGGAAACGGAAUGGUUGGCUCCUGGCCACCCAAGAAGGGACAAGAGGGCACAGAGAGGUUUAGUGGCCCUCGGGGAUCACACAGCCAGCCAGGGCUGAGAUGGCCAUCCACCCUGGUCCCGCUGAUCACCGCCUCCUGGGACUUGUGUGUUCCCCCGGACCCCGCCUCUUCCGGAACCUUCUGCUCUUGCUGUGGACCCUCCUGAGCUGUGGUUUGGGGGUUACUGCUCAGGGUCCGGGGGAGUGGACGCCCUGGGGGUCUUGGAGCAGGUGUUCCAGCUCGUGCGGCCGGGGAGUCUCUGUGCGCAGCCGACGCUGUGUCCGACUUCCCGGAGAGGAACCUUGCUGGGGGGACAGCCAUGAAUACCGCGUGUGCCAGCUGCCAGACUGCCCCCCAGGGGCAAUACCCUUCCGAGACCUGCAGUGUGCUCUCUACAAUGGCCACCCUGUCCUGGGCACCCAGAAGACCUACCAAUGGGUGCCCUUCCACGGGGCACCCAACCUGUGCGACCUCAACUGCCUGGCCGAGGGCCACGCCUUCUACCAUAGCUUCGGCCGCGUGCUGGAUGGCACCCCUUGCACCCCGGGGGCCCAGGGCCUCUGCGUCGCAGGCCGCUGUCUGAGCGCCGGCUGUGACGGGUUGCUGGGCUCGGGCGCCCUCGAGGACCGCUGUGGCCUCUGCGGUGGCGCCAACGACUCGUGCCUGUUCGUGCAGCGCGUGUUCCGCGACGCGGGUGCCUUCGCCGGCUACUGGAACGUGACUCUGAUCCCAGAAGGCGCCAGGCACAUCCGCGUGGCCCAGCGCAGCCACAACCACCUGGCGCUGGUGACCCGCGACGGGCGCUAUGUACUCAACGGCGCCAACGGGGUGCUCAGCCUGCCUGGCACCUAUGAGGCUGCGGGCACCCGCGUGGUCUACACCCGCGGGGCGGGCCCCGAGGAGACUCUGCAGGCGACCGGGCCCACCUCCCAGGAGCUGUUGUUGCAGGUGCUGCUGCGGGAGCCCAAUCCAGGCGUGCACUUCGAGUUCUGGCUGCCCCGGGAGCGCUACGGUCCCUUCCAGGCGCAGGCACAGGCCCUGGGCUGGCCCCUGCGACAGCCUCAGCCUCGGGAGGUGGAGCCGCAGCCUGCCGACACCCCUGUGGUCCCCGAGGCCGUCCCUGCCCGGGUUGCACCCCUGACCCCAGACCCCUGCGGGCCAUGCCCUGACAGCAGGGGUCGUGCACACCGGCUUCUGCAUUACUGCGGCAGCGACUUUGUGUUCCAGGCCCGCGUGCUGGGCCGCCACCGACAGGCCGAGGAGACCCGCUAUGAGGUGCGUGUCCUGCUCAUCUACAAAAACCGCUCACCGCUGCGCACUCGAGAGUAUGUGUGGGCGCCAGGCCCCUGCCCCUGCCCACCACUGGCCCCCCAUCGAGAGUACCUACUGGCUGUCAGGCGGCUGGUCAGCCCCGAUGGCACACAGGACCGGCUCCUGCUGCCCCACGCUGGCUAUGCUCGGCUCUGGAGUCCUGCGGAGGAAAGCCGAGUUCGCCUGGCUGCUCGGCGCUGUCCAGUCUAAACCUGCGGCCGUGCGAGCUCACCAGCUGCUGCUUCUGGUGUCGGGUGACUCAGAAAAAUCUCCCGCCAGGAUAUUUCGAGACAGAUCUCACUGUGUUUGUAACCUUGGCUGGCAUGGAAC
Peromyscus eremicus (cactus mouse) is the source of this 2278-nucleotide messenger RNA. It is a transcript of the gene Adamtsl5, whose product is annotated as ADAMTS like 5. Gene Ontology annotation, molecular function: protein binding; metalloendopeptidase activity. Gene Ontology annotation, biological process: extracellular matrix organization. The record is from RefSeq and is a predicted model, not a curated record. The transcript has 14 exons. The coding region runs from base 698 to 2158 and encodes 486 amino acids. Lineage: Eukaryota; Metazoa; Chordata; Mammalia; Rodentia; Cricetidae. Gene Ontology annotation, cellular component: extracellular matrix.